Messenger RNA from Clupea harengus (Atlantic herring), 3851 nucleotides. RefSeq names its product wingless-type MMTV integration site family, member 1 (gene wnt1). NCBI's taxonomy places the organism in Eukaryota, Metazoa, Chordata, Actinopteri, Clupeiformes, Clupeidae. The record is from RefSeq and is a predicted model, not a curated record. The coding region runs from base 1934 to 3046 and encodes 370 amino acids. Gene Ontology annotation, biological process: multicellular organism development; cell fate commitment; canonical Wnt signaling pathway. Gene Ontology annotation, molecular function: frizzled binding; cytokine activity. Gene Ontology annotation, cellular component: extracellular region. The transcript has 4 exons.
AAAAAGCAAUACCCCAAUUCUUUGGAUGGCAUAUGCUUCAUAUGAGCCUGCUAUAGGGAACACACUGACAUUGGGUAGCCUAGAUGUAUACGCUGGUGCCGACGUGGAAAACUAGCCUACACAAUGCAAACACCAAACUAUUUGUCAGCCUCUCACUGGUCUGCAAGUAGACUGUAAUAUAUUGAUCCUGAUCGUGAUGACUUUUGAUAAAGAUUUCAGAUUCGUCAUCUGGCUCGUGCCAUAGCUCCGCCGGCCACAGCGUACGUUCGAGGGAGGUCUGCUGUCCAGAUGUUGGAAUGUUUUUUUUUUUUUAUCUUUAUGCUCUCUUUUCUCCUCAGUGUCAUUCCUCAGACUUCUUAGUCACUGAGAAAAUGGCAAUUUUAACAGCCGUCAAUUCAUGAUAUCCCCUUUUUAGGUGCAAGUUUUAUCCCAACUCUAAAUGCUAAAUAAAGUUAAAUUAAAUCAAACCUAAAGUAACUUUGGGGGCUUGAUUUGUUUUGCUCUUGCACGUCCUAAACACAGGACAAAUUCAACCUCGUGGUAGUUUUUUGUGGGGUUGUCUGAGUAUUGAUGUUACAGAAAAAAAGUCAUGAGUACAAUGUACAUGUGAACUGACAUGUUUGUCAAAAACAAAAUUAUGAAAAAAAUCUAGUUUUCGCAGUGUAAACUGGGACAAGACAGGAGAGACAUUUGGUCAUUCGUUUGCAUCCGUAAAGACAUUGGUUUUAGCUAGAGAAAGAGGGAGGAGACGCGGUUAAGGGAGUAAUGCAACCACUCCGGGUAAAAAGGGCAGAUUAGAUGUUUCAUAUUCCGCUGUUACUGUACUGUGCCGAGACACCAACUGCGCGCAAGGCAUUGGAACGAUAUCCUGUGUGCACACCCACAACCAUGCACACAUUUUUUCCUGGAGGGAUAAAUUCACUUGAUACAUUGUAGCCAAUGUGGAAGAGCUAAGACGGAAUCACGGUUUCUCAAAAGAGCAAAUUCAUUUAUCCACAGAAGAGCAGUGGAUUGUUUUUUUGUACAACUGAUUGACGACCGACUUCCUGAGUAAUAUGUUUAACUUGCAUGGUGGAUCCUGUUCUUUCCCUCCUCUCUCUUCUCUAUCCCUCUGUCCAUUUUUUGUUUUCUUUAUUCAUUGUGCCCUGUGAGGAGAAUUAACCUAUCCCUCCUUUCAAUCCUAUUCAAACGCGGCAGGGAAAAAACAGAGGGAGAUGAGAGCAGCAAAUCCCUUUUUUAUUCCACUUGUUGCGCUCAAUAAGUGAAGAAUGUGUCGCCUAUCAGUCACCGAGGGGAUCAAGUCUACAGGACGAUCCCACGCGAUCAAUGCCUUGUGCAGAGCAUCAGUGAGAUAGAGAGAGUGAGGCAGACAGGAGGAGCGGCAGCAGCAGCAGCAACAGCAGCAGCAUCCCAUCCCUCCUGGGACCCUUUGGUUACAGCCGAAGAUUCUCUGACUGACACGCUUUGAACCAUUUGAACCACUUUUUCUGCAUAUGCGGUCAAAUUCCUUCGUUUGAUCAAUUUAGUUGGAAUGUGGAGUGGUAAGUUGUUACCUUAACCAUUACCUGAUAUAAAGUGACAAGCGGCUGUUGGAGAAUAUUAUAACACAUUUCCGUUUUAAGAGGCCAGUGGCUGCUCAGAACAUAAAUUCCGUCAAUCGGUGAAUUGAAAACAAUAAUUAACGCAGGCCUAAUAGUCUAUUCCAAUAUGUUUCUGAUACGUGUGACAGUCAACAGGAACACAUUUAGCCUACUUACAUUUUACGUGUUUAUGGUAAUUAAAGCUAUAAACGUUGUUUUGCAUAUAGGCCGCCACAUAAUUAGCUCAUCAAUUCACCACGACAGUUUACAUGUUUUGGUUUUUUUUUUUUUUCAGAACUUGUCUUGAUGAAGAUAAUUUAUGUUUUGUAUUUUGCUCUCUUCUUUGAGAUAUCAUGCGGACACUCGCACUGCUCCUCGGGGUGAAAGCCGCCUGCAUCCUGCUGGUCUCCUCGCUCUCUGGCACGGGAGCGGUUAACAAUAGUGGCCGAUGGUGGGGUAUUGUGAAUGUUGCCUCCUCAGCCAACGUCCUCACCAAUUCCAAGAAUGUGCAGUUGGUCCUGGACCCCAGCCUGGCCCUGCUCAGCCGUCGCCAGCGCAGGCUGAUUCGGCAGAACCCUGGCAUCCUCCAUGCCAUCGUAGCUGGCCUGCACACGGCCAUAAAGGAAUGCAAGUGGCAGUUUCGCAACCGCCGCUGGAACUGCCCCACCACCCACAGUCCCACCGUCUUCGGCAAAAUAGUCAAUCGAGGUUGCCGAGAGACGGCGUUUGUGUUUGCCAUCACGAGCGCGGGCGUCACUCAUGCGGUGGCUCGCUCCUGCUCCGAGGGAGCCAUCGAGUCCUGCACCUGCGACUACCGGCGCCGUGGCCCCGGAGGCCCCGACUGGCACUGGGGCGGCUGCAGCGACAACGUGGACUUUGGCAGGGUGUUUGGCCGGGAGUUCGUGGACUCCAGCGAGAGGGGCCGGGACCUGCGGUACCUCACUAAUCUGCACAACAACGAGGCCGGGAGACUGACGGUGUCGUUAGAGAUGGGGCAGGAGUGCAAGUGCCACGGGAUGUCUGGGUCCUGCACCAUCCGCACUUGCUGGAUGCGGCUGCCCAGCUUCCGGACGGUCGGCGACUUCCUGAAGGACCGCUUCGACGGCGCCUCCCGCGUGGUCUACGCCAACAAGGGCAGCAACCGGGCCUCACACCGGGCCGAGCCGCGCCACCUGGAGCCGGAGAACCCGGCGCACAAGCCGCCCUCGGCCCGGGACCUGGUCUACUUCGAGAAGUCGCCCAAUUUCUGCUCGCACAACGGCAAGACGGGCACGCACGGCACCGCGGGGCGCACGUGCAACAGCUCGUCCCCGGGGCUGGACGGCUGCGAGCUGCUCUGCUGCGGCCGCGGCUACAAGACCCUGACAGAGAAGGUGACGGAGAGGUGUCACUGCACCUUCCACUGGUGCUGCCACGUCAGCUGUCUCAACUGCACGAGCACCCAAACACUGCACCAGUGUCUCUGAUCGGGGCAGAGGGGCUGCUGGAGCUGAGAGGAGAAGAACAAUAGCGGUUGUGCUGUGAUGUGUCCAACAACCUGGAACAGGCCUUCGGGUGUAUAUUUGAAAGGUUAUGUUGAGGUGAAGUCAGUGGUUUGGAGGUGGAAAUGGGACGACUGUCAAGGUAGAGCAAAGAAACAACAACUAUUCAGCGGGGUUGUGGGUAAUCAGACGUGAAAGCAUUCGCAAAAGUGUUUGCUUACAGAAAAACAGGAAGAGGUUUGGAAUUUACACAUAUUUUUUUUUUUGUGUGGAGCAGAGCUGUUGUGUUUACCCCCAUCUUGUUGGGUUAUUCUCAGUUUACAUAGCCAUUAUCGCCAGGGAAUUGUAUGCGGUUAUAAUCAAGAAGAGAUGUACAAAAUUGUCUCUGACAACAAACUCUCCUUACAGUUUUGAACAUAUUCAUGUCAUUAAGUCAAAAAUGCAUUUCCAAGAGAGGCUGAUUGAUAUGAACAUUUCCUAGAGUACUGUGUUGCUUUCUCCGUCCACUGGAAAUGAUUAUAUCUAGAAGAUCCUUACUUCAAGUUCCCAACAGCUCUUAUCAAGCCAAAAAAAGGGGUGAGAACCACUAUGUAUAAAGGUGCUCCUAGACGAGGGUAGGGAGAAACAGGGUAUUAUGAUGGGUAGGGCAGAGUUGGUCUACACUAAGACCAGUCUGAGGGGAAACUUUCUCCUCGUCUUGUUUGCCUUCAUACCAGCAGUCUUUUUUACACCCCCUCUCCCAAGUGUCUGAUAGUUUGGACAGACCAAAAAAAAAAAAAAACCGAAGGGG